AGGCGACUCAAAGAUGGCGGCGACGAGGGAAGCGGCAUGAUUUGCAAGAGUGCAUGCGCGCGCAAGCGACAGAAAGAAGCGCACUGUCCGCCGAGCUUCGCAGACAAACAGCAGCAUGAAGCUGUAGGGCGCACGCUUGCAGCACUGCUCUGACUUUAAUGUAACGGGAGUCCCGGACGGGAACGUUUCUUUUCUCCCCCCUUUCCUUUGUAGACUCGACGGAGCGAGGAGGAGGCGCGAACGGCAGGGAGCAUGGCUGCGCGCGGAGUCCAGUACAUCUUUGGGGAAUUCAGUGCUGAUGAAUUCAACCGGUUCUUCACAACUCCCCGAUCUUAUGUUGAGCUUCCUCCAGUGUUGGACAAAGUGUCCUGCGUCAAUCAGUCCUCAGGAGGUUACUGUACUCCUGCUGUGCCUUUCAUGGCGGAAUCUGUGAGGCGACAGGUUUGUGGAGAAGCCUACGAACGCAUCUGCUUUGGAGUAGAUGAGCCCAUGGGCCUGGAGCCGUUGGUGCUGAAAGACUCAACCUGUAAGGUCUCCAGUACUCUAAACCCCCAGGCUCCCGAGUUUAUUGCGGGCUGCCAGGCGGUGCCCAAGUCACUGUCAUCCCUGCAAGAUGGCAAUGGGGUUGACUUCAGCACCACGGAUGGUGUGGAUCUGGAGGGUGGACCAGUCCUAGGAGGUUUGGAGCAGCGAGAGCGCAAGAAGAAGAAAAAACGCCCACCAGGGUACUACAGUUACCUGGAGGGAUCUGGUAGUUCCUCCAUGAUCCAUGCCAAGGUGGCAGGGCUAGUCAACGGUCACACAUCAGUCACCCCAACUGAGUCAGAGGACAUGCUUGCGGAGUCUCGGUCGGAGCCCUCCGCAUGUAGCCCUGGCAACAGCCUUCCAUCAGAUGCAGUGGAGGCAUCUGCUGAUACAGGCAGUCGGAGGACUUGUGACAGCCAUAUUGAAUCCUCUCCACACAUGAGAAUCACCUCAUCAGACAGUAAUGAUGCAACCAAUUCAUCAUCCUCCUCUGACAGUGGUGGGGCAGCAGAGGGAGUAAGGACAGCUGGGGCUCCAGCCCCAGAGAACUCCGAAGUGCUGUGUGGAGCAAGGCAGUGCCCAGGCCCUGCCUGUAUGCCCACCAUCCCCACUGCUUCUGCUCUGAGGCCACAUGUGGCCCGUGCUGCUGAUGAGCCUGUCAACAGGGGACCAAACAACCAAGCAGCGCUCAAUGGGCCAGGUGUCUCCUGUGAGGUGGAGGAACUCCAGCCACGGGUGCCCCAGCAGGUUGCUGAGAGUGCCAGUGGUGAGACCUGGCCGGGGGGCGUACCCACUGCCUCAUCCAUUGCUCCUUCUUCUGCUGUCAGCCAGCUAAAGUCAUGGGCUAGCCUCUUUCACAACUCUAAGCCCCUGCCGGUUGGGCUACCAGCCUACGUGGGCGUAAAGAACAUUCCGGCUCCUGUUCCUGGGGCCGCAACCACAGCUCCGGCAGUGGAGCAGGUCAGGGAGGUGAACGAGAGUCACCCUGUCCAUGUUACUGAGGAUCCCCUCGCCCCAAGGCUUGCAGACUUGAUUGAAAAUGUGAAGUUGAUACACAAACCAGUGUCUUUGCAGCCAAGAGGACUGAUCAACAAGGGUAACUGGUGCUAUAUUAAUGCUACACUGCAGGCACUGGUUGCCUGCCCGCCGAUGUACCACCUGAUGAAGUCUCUCCCCAUAGUGAGUGAGAUGCAGGCAUCAUCUUCCUCCACACCGAUGAUUAAUAACUUUGUGAGGCUGGUGAGCGAAUUCAGCAAUAUGCCUGUACCACCCAAGGCCAAGACACAGGUGGGAGACAAAAUGAUGAAGGACAUUAGAGCCGGAGUUCCCUUUGAGCCUGACUAUAUCUACAGACUUCUGACUGUCAUCAAGUCAAGUCUUUCUGAGAAGGGCCGACAGGAGGAUGCAGAGGAAUAUCUGGGUUACAUCCUCAAUGGUCUGCAUGAGGAGAUGUUGGCUCUGAAGAAGCUCCUUUCUCCACAGGAAGGAAAGGCAUCGACACUAAAUGGUCCAGUAUCCCAACCGAGAGCUCAAGAAGAUAUGGCGGAAAGACAGGAGGAAGGAAGCGAUGACGAAUGGGAACAAGUGGGGCCCCGAAACAAGACCUCCGUAACUCGCCAGGCAGAUUUUAUCCGUACCCCCAUCACCGAUAUAUUCGGUGGCCACAUAAGGUCUGUCGUGUACCAGCAGAGCUCCAAGGAGUCAGCCACGCUACAGCUCUUCUUCACCCUACAGCUGGACAUCCAGUCAGAGAAAAUCCACACGGUGCAGGAGGCUCUGGAGUCGCUGGUGGCACGAGAGUCCGUCCAUGGCUACACCAGCAGAACGAAGCAGGAGAUUGAGAUCAGCCGGAGGGUGACUCUGGAGGAGCUGCCACCAGUUCUGGUCCUCCACCUGAAGAGAUUUGUUUUUGAGAAAUCUGGCGGGUGUCAGAAGCUAGUGAAGAAUGUUGACUACCCUGUAGAUCUGGAGAUCAGCAGAGAUCUUCUCUCACCAGGGGUGCGGAGUAAGAUUUUCAAAGGCCAAAGAACCUACCGGCUCUUUGCAGUGGUUUAUCACCACGGGAACAGUGCCACGGGUGGACACUACACCACAGACGUCUUCCACAUCGGUCUGAAUGGCUGGCUGCGUAUCGACGAUCAGACAGUCAAGGUGGUAAGCCAGCAGCAAGUGCUGAAGCAGAACGCGGAACGUACCGCCUACCUGCUCUACUACCGCCGUGUGGACCUGCUCUAGAGCCGAGCAGCCUGGCACUCCUGCUGUGAACCUCCCCAUUUUCCCUGCGAAUCAGCUUCUUCUGCUCUCCGGCUGCAGACCACAGAACACGUGUUCUUCGUGUGUAUGGACUAGACUUCGUUCCUGCGCCGUUGGGCUUUAAUGUGCUGAGCAGAUGGCACUGACUGAAAGGCACUGAGGAACCAUUUUUUAACUGCAGCACACAUCACAAUACACCUGUGGGUCUGUCCCACAUCAGGUGGAAGUCUGUCCUUUGUCAUCUUUUUUUUUUAAACCUGUUAACAGUGAAACUGAGUACAGUAUUUUCUUUCAGUAAAAGGUUUUUUUUCUUUACAGCAGCUUCUCACUACUCAGUUUCAGCCUCUGUAUUAAGGCACCUCUACCAGCAGAAGGAAAUGUGUGUUUAACCGGAGCCUCCAUCUCCUGACCAUCUCACUCCUCAUCUCCUUGAUGCUUCCAAACCCAGGAAACAUGUGAGCAGGAGGCACCACCCAGCACUGAAAGUGUGACCACUUUGAGAGAACCUGGGGCUUUCAGGGUUUUAAUCUGAAUGAAGGGUUAAAAGCAUUUCAACAAGUGUAAAGAUUUGAAUAAACGCGGUAUGUGCGCAACGUAUGAAACGUGCAUCUAGAUGUGCAAAAGCAUACCUGAAUGAUAAAUGUCAGCAAAACGGUGACAAUGCCAGCUGAUAGUGACUUUAUCUCUCUGGUGGAAGUGUGCUGCCUGUGGCGAUACCUUGUGUCUGCAGGCUCAAGCAACACAAAUGGCAACUCUUAAAAUUGCCUGGCAGUCUGCCUGUGGUUUACAGCUUUUCUUGGGCUCCACUGUGUCCCCUAUUGAACCAUUGGAAAAGUGUGGUGCCACCAAAGCUCCGUGAACAGUUUCGGUCCCUGAGAAGUAAAAGCCUCACUGGUCUCUCUGAACAGGUGAUGACUGUGGAUGCUGAAUGGUACGGGUUGCAGACUGGGGCAGGGAACGCACUUUGAUUCGCUCCUGGAUCCCUGUGCUUUGUCUCCUGGAACCCGCAUUUGUGUUUCUCUGACUUCUCGUUCAUUUCACUGCUUCACUUUCACAUGACGGCUUGUUCAGCAGUAGCAUUCGGGCCAGUUGUGUCCAUUUUUGCCUAUAAAUAUUUUCCCAUGAUGCACCUGGAUCCAGAGUGGUGUAAUACUUCCAGCAGAGCAACAGCCAAAACCACGAAUAAAACUGCACCUCUUACAUAUGACUGAGUUUAACUCCCUUUAUCUUUGAGAAUCUAACAAUCUAUGGAUGUUGACAUUCAAAUGCAGCAGAAUUCUCUUAAUUCUGAUGUUCAAGCAAUGUUUUGAAUAGAGUCUUGGAAUUUGGAAACAUUUGCUUUAUUAACUGAUAUAUUUACUAUGUCUCAGCAAUUAUCCCUUUAUUAAAUAUAUAUAUUUUUGAACGACAGUGCAGUGUUCACUAGGUUGUACCACAUUAGGAUGUCUGUACAUAUCCUUGGUAGGUAACAGACUGCAAGUACUAUGUUGGGCAGCCAAUAAAACGAGAUGCACAAACGCC
Molecule: messenger RNA, 4299 nt
Organism: Scleropages formosus (Asian bonytongue)
Lineage: Eukaryota; Metazoa; Chordata; Actinopteri; Osteoglossiformes; Osteoglossidae
Product: ubiquitin carboxyl-terminal hydrolase 10-like
Exons: 15
Coding region: 253-2760 (835 amino acids)
Biological process (GO): DNA damage response, signal transduction by p53 class mediator; regulation of autophagy; protein deubiquitination
Cellular component (GO): nucleus; cytosol
Molecular function (GO): cysteine-type deubiquitinase activity
Source: RefSeq, a predicted model, not a curated record